AAGCUAUCCCAUUCCUAGUACUCCAAGCACACAAACACAGGAAGAUCAUUUAGCUCCCAUCCUGACUGAGCGCCGGACACAAGCUGAAUAUUGUGGAGCUGAUUAUUGAUGCUGGUAGCAUUACAUUGGGAAUAUUCACAGAGAUAAAGUGCCUGCAUAGAUUAAAGCAUGAACUCAUCCAGCCAGUACACAUCCAUUAACCGUGCAUUGAUCGUUGGUGGAACACAUGGAGAUGAGAUGUCUGGAGUUGUGCUGGCCAAGCACUGGCUCAAGGAUCCUUCUGAGCUUCACAGGAAAACGUUCACCACUAAGGCUGUAAUAGGCAACCCUCUUGCAGUGGAACGUUGUACGCGUUACAUUGACAUGGACCUCAAUCGCUCGUUCGCCCAAGAAAACCUAAGUGCCUCAGAAUCUGAGAGUGAUCCAUAUGAGGUUAAACGUGCAAGAGAAAUUUAUCAGAACCACGUAAAAAAAGAACCUGUUGAUUUCAUUUGUGAUCUUCACAAUACAACUUCUAACAUGGGUGCUACUAUACUGCUCUGCAAAGCAGGCGAUCCCUUCUCACUGCACAUGGCAAAUUACUUACGGAAAAACUGUUUGGAUUAUGCCCUGCCAAGCUAUGUUUACCUCAUCGACACAAAAGAGGGUGAAAAUAUUUACCUGCAGAAUAUUGCAAGGCAUUCUCUGGCCCUAGAGCUUGGCCCACAGCCUCAAGGAGUGAUCAGGGCAGAUAUUCUUUCAAGAAUGAGAAAUCUUGUAAACUGCUGCUUGGAUUUCAUUGACCUUUUCAACCAGGGUACAGAGUUUCCAUGUUUUGAAUUGGAGAUGUACAAAGUAGCAUCCAAAGUGGAUUACCCUCGAGAUGCUGAUGGUGAAAUUGAAGGCAUUAUUCACAAGGAGUUGCAGGACAAAGACUACCUUCCUUUGAAGCCAGGAGAUCCCACCUUCCAGACACUUAAAGGAACGGAGCUAUUCUAUGAUGGCAAGGAAGAAAUCUACCCCACGUUCAUCAAUGAGGCAGCUUAUUAUGAGAAGAAAGUUGCAUUUAUAGCUAUGCAAAAGAUCCACCAAGUAGUGCCAGCUCUUAAAGUUCAAGGAUAGCUUCCAUGGAUAAAACACUGGAGAGACAAAUAACUAUUUUAUUUCGGAUUGAGCCAAAGCUGGAUUAAGAUUGCCUAGGGCUCUAGUUAGGAUGACAGAUAUGGCCCCCUGCUAGAGCCCUGGGCACUGUUGCAUGAAUGGGGG
Pelobates fuscus (common spadefoot toad) is the source of this 1245-nucleotide messenger RNA. It is a transcript of the gene ACY3, whose product is annotated as aminoacylase 3. The transcript has 8 exons. Bases 169 to 1101 code for a protein of 310 amino acids. Gene Ontology annotation, molecular function: hydrolase activity, acting on ester bonds; aminoacylase activity. The record is from RefSeq and is a predicted model, not a curated record. Gene Ontology annotation, cellular component: cytosol. Lineage: Eukaryota; Metazoa; Chordata; Amphibia; Anura; Pelobatidae.